CUUUCUUUCAAAGUGCAAACUUACCCUGCAAAAUAUCCACAGCUAGUAUGGCUGUCGAAACCGACAUGGUCUUCCGCUUUGUUAAUUCUACCGACACCAACGGCGAUAUGCGGACGUUUCGAGUGUAUCAAGUGAUAGGAACAGCAGCACAUGAGGAGUUGGAACUAUACAAGUUCUCACAUUCAAUGACUGGUUCUUCUGGUGGAACCACAACUUAUCAGCGGAAAAAUAUGAACAGUUUGAUCUUUGAGACUGUUGGACAGAUCAGCUGGAGCUCAAACAUUAUUGCCUCCGCCGUGUAUUUUGGUUUAGAAGAGGUUUCUGUCAAAGAUCUCCGCAAGGUCAAAAAUGCGACCAGCCAUUCACGCAGAUUUAAAUCCGGUGUCGGUGCCGCAUAUAAGUGGAAGAUAUCAGAAAAUAGGACUGACUUAUACUGUAUCGAUUCACAAGACAAAUACAUUGCAUCGUGGUCCAACCACGAGAGGAUACUAAGAGUGACCCCACGCGCCAGCGCGAUGUUAGAUCGGCUGGUAGUAACUUGUUUCCUGAAUGUGUGGUUCAAGCGACUUGGGCGGUGGUAACGAGGUCGUCAAACGUCAAGUGUCUAUCCUUAUACUGUAUAGUAAUCAAACUUAAUCGCAACGUCUGUAAUCUGUUUUUACUGUUCUAGUACACUGAAAUAGCUCCAUCGCUACUCACCUCUGAUAAUUGUUUUGCAACCGGGAAACUUGGAUGUCACCGGGCUUCAAACUGAACCACUAUUGGACGAAAAGGUCAACAGUUGCUUGGUUUCUUGUUUCAAGAGCAACAGACACGCACUCCGCUUUGUUCGUUUCUUGUACAUGAUACGGUGACCACACUCGCGACAACGUAUGGGUUCCCUAGACUUUAUUUCAUUUUUGGCGCCACAAUCUUUUUCAAACUGCGCAAAUAUAUUCCAUAUCC
Suillus fuscotomentosus is the source of this 945-nucleotide messenger RNA. RefSeq lists its product as uncharacterized. Lineage: Eukaryota; Fungi; Basidiomycota; Agaricomycetes; Boletales; Suillaceae. Bases 48 to 581 code for a protein of 177 amino acids. The transcript is spliced from 6 exons. The record is from RefSeq and is a predicted model, not a curated record.